GGGUUAAGCGAAUUGACUUGAGAGAAGGUUUGCUUGGACACCUCAUACACCUCACAGAUUCAGGAUGGCAAAGCCAAUCAGAUUGAAUUCAUGGGCAGUUUCAUCCCCUGUUCGUUUUUUGCCAUGUAACACGUGGCGAAUUCCGGGACCUUCAGCUCUGAGAGCUCCAGAAAUGCCGCCCAACUCCCCACCCGGCUCGGGACCGGGCCGCCCGGACCGCCCCGGUCCCCGUCCGGAAACGGGGGGCGUUGGCCAUGCUGAGCAGGCUGAACAGCAUGGCGCCGUUGCCUUUUUUGGGUUCCUCAAUAUUUGGGGCUCAGCAGACCAUCUAUAGCUAUCUUCUGAGAAUUGUUCUGAAGCUCAAUCAGUUGGGUGGUGGGCAAAAGCACGACCCGAAGCAGCAAGACCCAGCAUCCGGCGCAUCCGCCUGAGUGUCCGAACAUGUCAAAGUUGAUGCCGACCACCGAGAUCCAGAAACCACAUGAAUCAACAGAUCUCCGACCUCCAUCCUCUGCCCCUGCUCUCUUUCAAGCCAUGGCACCUGGAUGCCAUGACCACACGGCAAAGCCCUGGUCGCAGAGCUCCCCUGACCUCUAUGGACCACAAGUCGGAGCUCCAAGUCGGCAUAAGCCACCAACACGAACAUGGCACGAGCGUGGCGCACGUGGCGCCCGUAGCAUCGCGGCACGCACAUGUGCUGCCAUGCCAGAUUUGCCUGAGAUCCUUCGGCGAUGUCAACUCUCAGGACCUGCAGCUGUUGAGUCCUUGGUGCUCUUCUCAGGUGGAUGUGGCUCAAUGGCUUUCUCAUGCGCUCCGUGAAACCAGCCGGAACGGUGGUGCUGAGGGUGUUGAUGCCAUCUUUGACGCUGCCAUGGCCCAGCUCACUUUUGGCCAGUGCAUCCAUUGGUCCUUUGAAGGCCAUGACUUUCGAGCUCGCCCUGAGGGGCGGGUGAAUCUCCCUGAGGACAUCGCUCGGCUUUGUGAUCCGUAUCUUCAUGUUGCAGCCGGCUCCUUGGGACAGAGUGUCCCGCGGAAGCCGCAUGUGUUGGCACUCUUCCGCCGGAACGUGCUACAAGCCCUCUGGGCAGAUGCCAUGAUUGCAGUGAUCUGGGAAGACUUGGAAGCAUCAUACCCUUUGCGAAUGGGCGGUGGGACCAAGUGGGCUGCACAGGUUUAUGUGGAUCGCUUUCAGCCCAUCGGUGUUGAAGCUGCUGAGUCUUGUCACUUGUAUCUCUAUGAAGUGAACUCUGCGGUUUGGAAACGUUGGGACUGCCUGGCACAAGCUUGGACGCCUGCAUCACCACCCAUCCUUUCCCGCACCAUGAGCUUUGCGGGCAUUGGAACCCGCACGCCUCCACAGCAUGCCAUCGAUGCCAUCCACAGCUUGUUCAAAGACCUCAGUGGCCACCUCAGCGACUCCGCACCUGAUCCACACCUGGACGAACCCAAAGAGAGCAACUGCUCGGGCGAGUCCCAUGGUCCAAGCGCCCUGCAUGUCCCAAGCGCGCUGUGUGCGUCUGGCCGGCGCUGGAGGCGACGCGACUGACGUGCGCAUGGAGAAAAUCGAUAACAUCAGCGGUCCUCGACGUCCUCGAUGGAGAUUGUACAGCGGUCCUCGAUUGAGGUGUACACGUCGUGCGCAAUGACGCGCAUGUUUUGGGUUCCCAGACAUGACUAAAUGGGACUGCCACAUGUAC
Molecule: messenger RNA, 1697 nt
Organism: Durusdinium trenchii
Lineage: Eukaryota; Dinophyceae; Suessiales; Symbiodiniaceae
Source: the annotation of a GenBank genome assembly